This is a messenger RNA of Rhinichthys klamathensis goyatoka, 1490 nucleotides long. It is a transcript of the gene uck2a, whose product is annotated as uridine-cytidine kinase 2a. Gene Ontology annotation, cellular component: cytoplasm; cytosol. Gene Ontology annotation, molecular function: kinase activity; ATP binding. Bases 47 to 835 code for a protein of 262 amino acids. The record is from RefSeq and is a predicted model, not a curated record. NCBI's taxonomy places the organism in Eukaryota, Metazoa, Chordata, Actinopteri, Cypriniformes, Leuciscidae. The transcript has 7 exons.
GGUAAAAGCAGCCCAGAGUCUCAGGCUCUCAGCGCGCACUGACAGCAUGGCAGGAGACAGCGACAGCAAGUUGGACAACCAAGCCGAAAAUGAGCAUGUUGUCAGACAACCUUUCCUCAUCGGGGUAGCCGGCGGCACUGCCAGCGGCAAGUCAUCAGUUUGUGGGAAGAUUAUGGAGCUCCUUGGCCAGAAUAAGAUCGACCAUCACCAGAGGCAGGUGGCCAUCCUCAGUCAGGACAGUUUCUACAGGGUACUGACCCCCGAACAAAAGGCCAAGGCUCUAAAAGGACAAUUUAACUUUGACCACCCAGAUGCGUUUGAUAAUGAGUUGAUAGUCAAAACCCUGUGUGAUAUCAUGGAGGGAAGAACGGUCCAAAUUCCAGUCUACGACUUUGUUACCCAUUCAAGGAAAGAAGAGACGGUUGCUGUUUAUCCAGCAGACGUGGUUUUAUUUGAAGGCAUUCUUAUGUUUUAUUCGCAAGAAAUCCGAGAUCUGUUUCAGAUGAAGCUGUUUGUGGAUACGGAUGCAGAUACACGCCUGUCACGCAGAGUCCUGAGAGACAUCAGUGAGAGAGGCCGUGACCUAGAGCAAGUGCUAAGUCAAUACAUAACAUUUGUUAAGCCUGCCUUCGAGGAGUUCUGUCUGCCAACAAAAAAGUAUGCUGAUGUGAUCAUUCCAAGGGGAGCUGAUAAUCUGGUUGCCAUAAAUUUGAUAGUGCAGCACAUUCAGGAUAUUCUGAAUGGUGGCUUGAACAAACGCUUGAAUGGAUACCUCAACGGCCACAACACACCGCGUAAACGGCAUCCCUCAGAGUCCAGCAGCAGGCCACAUUGACCAGCCCUAUACCAGGACAUCAGGGAAUGCAGGAGAGAAUGAAUGUUUGAAGGAUGGAUGCAAGAGAAAAAAGGAUUGCUUGUGCAUUUUGUUAAUUAGCCAACAUUGUAUAAGACAAAAAGAAUCACAAAUUCAAGAAUUUCAAAGACUGCCUUUUAUUUCAUUCUAUUUCCUCCUUUAUGUUUUUUUGUUUUGUUUUUUGGACUGGCUACACUUGAUGUUUUAGGAGUUAGAAAGAUAAACUUCUAGUUCUGUGAUUGUUAAAGGUCAAAAUGGAUAUUUCCUCACUAUUUAUUUUAGCAUUUCAUUUUGAGAGUAGUUUUAUUGAAUAAAAGGGGGGAUGCAAAUAAUUAAAUAUUUCAUAACUCCAUGGUAAUAAGGAUUGAACAUAAUUUUUUUUAAAUUAUUAAUAUUUUCUUUGUUAAUCGUUUUUUCUAUCAGAAAGGACUACAUUUGUAAAUUUAUUUAAAGAACCCUUUGUGUUUUUUUUGCAUCCCUGGAAAACCCUUUUGAGGCCAAAAACAAUCAAUGUUUUAAAAUUCCUUUUUUGUUCUUGGUUGUCAGUAAUGGAAUAAGUUUUUAGUAUUCUGGCAUUAUUGAUAUGAUGUCCCUAAGAUCAGUGUUUCUUGCUGAAGGAUAAACAUUUAUUCCUCCA